This is a messenger RNA of Exophiala viscosa, 3241 nucleotides long. Its product is annotated as dolichol kinase. Gene Ontology annotation, cellular component: endoplasmic reticulum membrane. The record is from RefSeq and is a predicted model, not a curated record. The transcript has a single exon. Gene Ontology annotation, molecular function: dolichol kinase activity. NCBI's taxonomy places the organism in Eukaryota, Fungi, Ascomycota, Eurotiomycetes, Chaetothyriales, Herpotrichiellaceae. The coding region runs from base 195 to 2873 and encodes 892 amino acids. Gene Ontology annotation, biological process: dolichyl monophosphate biosynthetic process.
AGGUCAUUAUUUAUGCAUAGCAUGUGAAUUUCGUAAAUUCUUCCCAACCAAAUCACGGCCAUGGACAUACUGUUCAAGACCUCGCCGGCUGCAUUCGCUGGCUAUUGCCAUCCACCAUGAUCUAAAAUUUGUGACGAUUUGCCCCGAAUCUCUACAUACCUGCGCUCCGCCGUCCGCUGCGGUGUGCCCUCCGGAUGACUUCGCUGGGUCCUGCCAGAAGCGACGGUGCGAAAUGCAGCUCUCAGAGCAUCCAUACUCGGACAACCUCAUCCCUUGAUCGUAUUCCGCAACCCUAUCAUAUAAGAGGCGACAGUUUGACAAAAUCGACCGGGCUGUCCACCUUCACUGCUCCCGAUACCCCGAAUGGACACAUUGCGUCCUCGUUUGGUCGCACGGAGUCGAGCGAGAGCGGUACAGAGGCCGACGAUGAGAAGGGACCACUCCUCAAAGGGUUGCCUGCGCCGCCAUUACGCCUGCGAAAGGGAUUGCGUGGGAACUCGCCCGCAGGAUUGACGCCUUCAGCCAGCCCUCUACCAACACCGCCGGCUUUCGUCGAAGCACGCGAGUUCGACUACUUUGGAACGAACCAGAAGGCCACGAAAAGAACACAGCAGACGGGGAAGCAGACCAGAGACUUCGAAACGUACAAGAGACGGAAACAUAGAGAGAUCGUCCGAAGAUGCACGGAAACCGUGCUGCUUUGCGGCAUUGCUGCCAUCGUUGGGAGCAGUCAACGCCAUUCAGCAGAACUGCGGAACUGGUCGAAUGAGCUUAUAGCGUUCCUGAUACUCCCACCGUUGGUAUACGCGUUUUAUCCACUGAGGUUGUCACGCCGAGCUCAUGCGGCGGGCAAGACAUCACUACAAGCACUUCGCAUCGGAUUUCACAUUCCCUCCAGAUUCGACCCGGGACCACUGUUAUAUCCUGUGGCUCUACCAGUGAUGAUUGCAAUAUCACUAUUCGACAGAAGUGCCGCGUUUCUCCCAGCGGCGAUCGUGUGCGGCCUGUUGUCAAUCCCAUCAUUGGUCACGGCGACAGCGAGAACACCAGCACUGGGGGACCAUAUACACUGGCUUGUCUCAGUGCUGCCAUUACACACGUCAAAUUGGCGGCUCUUAGACGGUGCUGCUCCAGUACCGCUGCCUUUGAAAUUGGGACCGGACAGCCCGCUGUCGCGGGAGAACCUGAUCUUGUUCUAUCCCCUGCAUCACGCACUGGUGUCUGUACUGGGCUAUUUGACAACUUCGAGCCUCGACAUCUCCGAACUACAACUGUUGUCGACAGCGCUAAUCCACCUUUACGUCUUUGCCACGUCACCGCAGGCGGAGAUUCUCAAAGCCAUGCUGUGGCUCGGUGGUCUGUGUAUUUUUAUCUCCUGCAGACAUUUUUUGACUUGGGAAGUUGCCCUGGCUCGCAUCCCAACCUGGAAGCUUCUGCGCAGACGGGCACCUCGGGACCUUAUUUCACAGAUUGAUCAAUCAAUUUGCGCGCUUCUCACCAGGGGAAGGUUGCAGCGGAAGCGUGGAGUCUCUUCUGACAGCGAAGAUGAACUGCAUGUCAGACCAUUUCCUCGUAUCAGAAAUCUCCAGGUUAACGGAAGAGCUUCUACCAUGCCCGCGAUCGAGGCCUUGUCAGCUAUGGAAGUACCCCUUCUUAGGGCACCAUCGUUCGAUACUCUGGGGUCUUCCCAACGGUCUCGACGGAACACUUUCACUGCGACCGGCCAUCAAGGACGCAACAAGCUUCCUAUAGGCAUGAGAAAGGCACAGUCAAAUACUGCUGGACCUCCUAAUGCAUUCAUGUCCUUUACCCUGGAACAAGUUCGAGCACGGAAAUACGUAUAUGCCGCACUUGCAUAUAUUCUUGUCAUGCUUACAAUCUUAGGCCCGCUCCGACUGUAUGUGGGCAAACGGGCUUCGUCGGGUCACGAGCCUUUUGGUUGGGCCUUGGGUUAUCUGCUUGGUAACAUUCCGGCAUUCCGCCUCUGGGUGGUCAGCAACAACCUCGACAGAUGGAUUUGUCUACCGCCUCGGUCGGAGGUUGACGCUGUAUUCGACCUACAUAUUUCCGUGGAAGACAUCCGUCAGCAUAUCCUUGGUCCUGCCAAUACACGAUUGUUGAUCUGCAUUUACUGUGUUGCAGUGCUUCUUGUCGGAAUCGUGGCAGUUUUCCGUCUUACGUCCGUGGUCGAGGUCGACACAAGACGCAAGGUCUUCCAUGGGAUUAUGGUCGCCAUGCUAUUACCUUCCAUCUUCGUCGAUCCUUGUUUUAUUGCCUUGGCGCUCAGUUUGGUCCUGGCUAUUUUCCUCCUUCUCGACUUGUUCAGAGCUUCUCAACUUCCGCCGAUUUCCAAACCACUGACGGCGUUUCUCGCACCCUACGUGGAUGGCCGAGACUAUCGAGGUCCAGUCAUUAUUUCACAUAUUUUCUUGUUGAUCGGCUGCGCCAUCCCACUUUGGCUGUCAUUGGCCGCAGCCCCACGUUCCGGGGAAGGACCCUGGGCUGGAUGGGACACUACUGUGCGGGAUGUGAACAUGGUGAGCGGCGUUAUUUGCGUUGGCAUGGGAGACGCGGCAGCCAGCCUAAUAGGCAGGCGUUAUGGAAAGACAAAAUGGUGUUGGGCAGGGGGGAAAAGUCUAGAAGGCAGUCUUGCAUUUGCGAUUGCGGUUGUUUGUGGUCUUUCUGCGACCUGGGUUUGGCUCAGAAUCGGCGGCUGGGCUUCCUGGCAUGGCCAGUCAAUUACUUUGGUAUUGGGGAAAUGCAUCGUAGCGGGCUUGGGCGCCAGCCUGCUGGAGAGCACCUUAACCGCGGCGAACGACAAUGUGGUCGUCCCAGUUGGAUUGUGGCUACUGGUACGAGGCUUACAUAUAUGACAGUCAGGUGGACUUGACAGACAUAUCUUGCGCAGCCGCAGUUAGCCUCGUUACCACAGUCCAGUAGACAAAGGAAUUUCUGUAUCACUUCCGUCUCAUGGUCAGUCUAGGAGUGGCGUCCGGUCCCGGAUAGUCCUUGCCGCAACAGUGGGUAAUCUAGAGUUUGGCGGGUGGGUGUAAUGAUCGGCUGACUCCGUUCAACCCUAGAUACAGAGGGACACCUGGUGAUUCGUGGAGGGGAAAGGAUUCCAUUAUCGGAUGAUCAGAAUGGGAAGAGACAGCACGUGAUCUGCUGUCUUAUCACUUUCGUUAUCGCGCGACACCUUUGACAUGCACCAUCACAAGGCGAACGAUGCCCUGUUGACCUG